UGUCCAUUUUUUGUUUCUUUUUUACUUGAAUUUUCUUUAUCCUUCCUUUCAUUUUUAUUUCGAAUUUUAAUUUUAGAAAUGUCUGCUCAUCGUUUACUUCCGUCUCUUCCUCGAAUUAAAGUCCCGAUUGGACAUAUACCCCAACGGCUUAAACUUCCAGGUUUUAAAAAUCCAAGAGGACAUUUGGAAUUACUUCGAAUGUUGGUCAAUCGUGUCUUUAAAGAUGAAAGAGUCGAAUUUCGUUAUAAUCGAGCUGAAGAGUGUCGUCAAUAUGUGGAAAGAUUAAUUCAAUUAGGCAUUCAUAGAGGACUAAAUGAUGAAUAUACAAAAGAAAUGUUUGAUUGGUGGUUUCCUGAAAAGGAAUUAAUAGAUAAAAUGUUCAAUGUUUUUGUUCCUCGUUUUGAAGAUUAUCCAAUUGACGAGCCUUACACUUCAAUCUACAGAUUACCUUCCAUCCGUGCAGAAAUUAGAAAUGGCAAAAAAGUUCUAUAUAUGAGAUAUUCCAUUGCUGUUUUGGAAUUAAAAGGCAAUCCAUACCCUUCUAUGGAAACACUUGAAGAGAAUAGACGAAAAAAUUUAACUGAAUUUGUAAAAAAUGAACUUUUAAAGACUGAUGUAUCAAUGAAAUAUAUUCCAGAGAAUCCAUAUGUUCGGCCACAUCCAUAA
Molecule: messenger RNA, 666 nt
Organism: Meloidogyne enterolobii
Lineage: Eukaryota; Metazoa; Nematoda; Chromadorea; Rhabditida; Meloidogynidae
Source: the annotation of a GenBank genome assembly